Bombus huntii is the source of this 7215-nucleotide messenger RNA. RefSeq names its product rho-associated protein kinase 2-like. Bases 548 to 5821 code for a protein of 1757 amino acids. The transcript is spliced from 9 exons. Gene Ontology annotation, molecular function: ATP binding; protein kinase activity. The record is from RefSeq and is a predicted model, not a curated record. Gene Ontology annotation, biological process: protein phosphorylation. NCBI's taxonomy places the organism in Eukaryota, Metazoa, Arthropoda, Insecta, Hymenoptera, Apidae.
UUAAAUAGUCAAACAUACACAUAAUAUUGCACUAAUCAAAAUGUUACAACUUAGGGCGAUCGUUUAGUCAGAAUACAUUCAUAUUAGUGUGUAGCAUUGGAGAUAGAAAGAGAGCAAUAAAGCAAUAGAUAGAAUAGAGGGGCAAGAAUAGAACUGGGUUUGGCAAGCGUGGUGAUUUUACACCUACCUUUUAACCGGACCGUAGCCGAUUGUAUUGUAUUCGGUUUACGAUACGUAUCAUGCUUGGCCCAGGUGGUUUCCCUAAGAAAAGUGUAUUUCUAUUUUACAUACUAUUGCAACACUUCAUCAUCGCUGUGACAAAGUUAUUUAACAACAUUCUAUACCGAAGCUAGUUUCCAAUAGAUUGUAGACAUCAAAAAUAUGAGAUUACAGAUAGUUGUGAUAUGUGUGUCGUAAAAUUAGAACGUGUUACGAUCUACUAGAUUUUCUCAGCUUUUGCAGUCAUGCAUUUUUUCAAGAAGUAAUACAUUUUUUAAGAAUGACUUAAAUAGAUCGCGAUCACACCAUUGAAGAGUUUCAAUGCGCGAUGCUGAAUAUCAUAUUAUGUUGGAUAUGUUGGCUGUUUUGGGCGGGUCUUCCGACACUUACAGCCUAUCCUGUAUCAUCUUCUAUACUGACAGAUUUGCCAUACUCCUAUGCCUCAUCAAAAUGGGAACGAUAUUGGAUACAAUAUAUCCUUGGUCUUUUAAGCGUUACUGCUACAGCAUUUACCUUAGUUGGCUGUCUUUGUUGUCGAAGACCUAGGAGACCUAAGGGAUUUCAGGACAAAACAGGAAAGUGCAAUCAGGAAUUCAAAGAUGGGAACAAUAUUGGUCAGGAAUCAGUAUUUGAACAUUCUCUCGAUGGUUUAGAAUUGAAUGUUCCACAUGUGUUAGUUGCUUCAGAGAGAGUACAGUUUGAACCUUUGCCUGUAGAACAUAUUAUAUCUGGACCUAGAAAUACUACAAAACCUAAACCAUUACCUUUAUCAACGUCUUUUUUUGAAGAACACGAUUCUGAUUCUAAUACUCUCCCAGAACAUUGUCACGAGUGGUUUGAUGCACAGGACUUAUGUGUACCCAGAGAAAAAUUGAAGUAUUUAAGAGAGAUAGGUCAUGGUUGGUUUGGAAAAGUUGUUGAAGGUCGUGCAGAUUUAGAAGGACACAGGAGAACUUCUAAAAAUGGUGGUGUUAUUGUGAGAAUUCUUACGGAAGAAGCUACUAUGAAGGAAAAAGCCUGGUUUCUUGGAGAGGCUACUCCAUAUUUGAAGCUACAUCAUCAAAAUAUCUUAACUUUAUUAGGAUUUUGUUUAGAAACUGAUCCGUAUCUAUUACUAUUUGAGUCAUGUUCAGUAGGUGACCUCAAAGGUUUUUUAUUAUCAAAUCAUGAUAAAAAAUCUCAAGAAGCACUUAAUAAAGAAAACAUCCCAAUUCGGAUGGCACUAGAUAUUGCUGCUGGAUUGAAACAUAUGCAUAGUCAUGGAUUUGUACAUACAGAUUUAUCUGCCAGAAAUUGUUUAGUAGCAUCAGACCUAUCAGCAAAAUUAGGAGAUUAUGGAACUGGUGUAGAGAAGUACCCUGAAGAUUAUUAUGUAGUUGGAGAUCGCGCAUUACCUAUUAGAUGGUCAGCACCAGAAAGUGUAGAAUGUACUGAUACUACUAUCGAAACUAGAGAAAUUACAUCUCAAGCAAAUAUGUGGAGUUAUGCUAUCUUUCUUUGGGAAAUUAUUACAUGGGGAAAUAGACCAUACCACGAUAAGAGUGAUGAACAAGUAAUUCAAAUGCUCUUACCUUUAAGAACUGAUCUUUUAUCAAAUGGUAUACAAGUAUUGCAAACAUACCUAGAAAAUUGUCCAUCAAAUAUAUAUCAAGCAAUUCAUUUAUGUUUGAAUUUAAAUCCACAGAAAAGACCAAAUUUGGAUGAGGUAAAGCAACUUCUUUUAAAUGAAUAUACAGAGUAUUUGGAUUUUGAACAAAGGUGGGAGAAUUUGCGAGUUAACACUAAACAUGUUCGAAGUGCUAGUUUACAAGAUCUUCGAGGAAGUAUAGAUUCAGAUUAUUGGACCACUAUUGUCGACGAUACACCUCGACAGUCGUCAUUUCGGCUCGGACCUGGUGAACUAGUAAAAAACGUACCAAAUUUUAAAAAUAUUAUUCAUCAUGAAUCUAGUUCUGAAACUGAAGAAGAAAGUUGGAAAGGACGAAUUGAACAAGGAGUUUACACUGAAAAAGUGAAACAAAAAUCUAAAUCUGUUACUGAUUUAAUGGUACUUGUACAUAUCGAUUUUGAUUCUGAUGCAGAAUUAUCAAUGGGAGCUCAAAUGUCAGAAAAAUAUGGGAAAAAGAAAUUGCCCGCUACCGGCAGUGAUAGCGAUCUUAGACAUAGCAUUCAUGCAGAUGAAUUUGACGAAGCAUUAAGAAAAUUACGAGAUCCUUUGCCAAAUAAUACUUGUAAUAAAAUCAGGAUGUUAGACAUUUCAGAAAGGCCAAAAUUACUGACAUUAACUAUGGAUCAAACUCAAACUCCGAUUUUGAGAUUAUCUUUAAAUGAUCAAGCAUCUGACACUAGAUCUGUUGCAAGUGCAAGUACAGAAGCAUGCAGUGAAAAACAUGUAUUAAGACUUCUGUCAAAGGGGGAUCCUAAUUUUCCUCUUCUACGUUAUGUACCUGAUGAUACACCUUCUUGCGAAAUGUUAGAAGAAAACAAUAAAUCUCAAUCUAAUGAUCCAUUUAAGUAUGAAAACAGCGACAAUAUUUGUUUUCCUAAUAAUUUCUCAGUUAGUUUUGGGACUGAUGAAAGCAAUUUAGUUGAUGUUGCACUUUGGAAUCAUGCAUUGGAUUCUGCUUUAGAAAAGAAAGUACCUGGUUUCUUGGAUGAAGGUGAAUUUAAUGAAUAUAUAGAAUCUUCGUCUAAACAAGAAAAUAAUACCACACCAAAAUUAACUGUAACUAUUGAAUCUACACCAGAUACUUUACAAUCUCAGAAACACUCUAUGUAUAAUGCAAGUGAUAAAUUUUCUAAUGAAGAAGAUAUAGACAUAAACCGAAGAUGUUUACCAAAUGAAGAUGAAGAAGAAAGAAAACAAUUAUCUACACCUGAUGAUGAGCAAAGUUCUGAUUCUGGAUUUAGAGAUAAAGAAUCCUGUGAAGAAGAAGAGAAUGUUUAUGCUUUAAUUCCUUCCACCUCUACUAAUGAUUCUACAGCGAAUAUACCAAUAUAUACUGAAGAAGAACAGUUACAAAUCUUAUUUGAACUUGAUACUAUUCUUGAUGCAGAGUACUAUGCAACACUUCCUGAUUCUGGAAAAAUGACAGAAAACUUAACUUCAAUUAAUUAUACAGAAAAUAAAAUUCUUUGUACAAAUGAAGAUGAAUCUGAUUCUAUUCAUACUAUAGAUACUGUAGUUGAAAUAGAGAAUAUUGAAAAUUGUACCCCUAAUAUUAGUUUAGUAGAAACUGACAUAAAAUUAGUAUCAGAAGAUAAACAAGAAAUACAGGCAGAAAAUGUGAUUGAUAUUAAGAAAAAUAUGGAAUUAAAACAUUUAAGUGAUAUCAAUUUUUCUUCUCAAGAAACAGAUUUGGAGCAACAUAAUAUACAAACAGAUAUUAAGUAUCUCAAAGAACAAGGUGAAUUAAAACAAUAUUUACAAAAUAAGGGCGAAAGUGAAAUUGAGAUUAAAAAUAGAAAUGAAAUUGGAAUUAGUAAUGACAAUGAUAAUGUAAUUAUUAAUGCAAAUGAACAUGAGGACAAAAAUAAAAUUGAAAAUAAAAGCAAAUACGAAAAUGAUAUUAAAAAUAGAGAAGAAAAUGAAAAUGUAAAUUCAAAUAAAUUUGAAGAUGAAAAUGAUAAGAAAAAUAAAAAUCAAAUUGAAAGUAAAAAUGAUAAAGAAAAUGAAAAUAGAAAUAAACAUGAAAAUAAUAUUGAAAAUAAUGAUGAAAGAGAAACUAGAAAUAAAAUUGAAAAUGAAAAAGAAAUAGAAAAGAUAUAUGAAAGUGACAAUGAAAAAGAAAUAGGCAAAAUAAAUGAAAAUGAAAUUGAAGAUGAAGAUAGUUCUACAAUGAGUUUACGUAGUGAUAAUUCUUAUGUAUCAUUUGAUAUAGAAGAAGAGUUUGUAACAGCAAUUCGAAAUGAACUUAGAGAGAAAUUACCUUGUGCUCAGAUGUCUGUUGUAGAACCAUUAGAAGCUCACGAUGAUGAUAAUCCAUCUAUAUCUAGUGAUAUAGAUAGUAAACAUUGGGACGAUGAUGAUAGUGAAGAAUCUUCUAAUCAAGGUAGUGGAGGAGUGGGUAUUUCAAUAAGGUAUAAUGUAUAUGAUUCACCACUUAGUCCAAUCCAAGAAGAACGUGAAAGUACUCUUACCUCGGAGUCUUUAAUAUCAAAUUCUAGGGAUACAUCAAUCGCUUCAAAAGAAUCUGUUACUUCGGAUGAUGUAUUAUUAGUUGAUACUCGAACAAAUAAAAUGAUUUUGUUAGAAGGACUAGGAGAAAAACUACAAGAUGAUGAACGAGAUACAACCAAUGGAGACUUAUCUGAAGAAGAAAAUCUGGAUUAUAAUUGUUCGGUAGUUCGUUCUCGUGAUGAUAAGUCGCACAUUAUGAUGGCGAGUGGUGGAGCACCUUUACCAAGUCCAGAGGAGGAAACUAAAUGGCAACAAUUGCCUUCAUCUUUUCCAUUGCCAUUACCUUUACCAUUAGAAGAUGAUUUAAUGUCAACAAGUUUUGGAACAGAGCAUGGGUGGGUUAGUCAGGAUGAAGAUGAUGAAGAAGAAGAGGAGGAAGAUGACGAAGAAGAGGAUGAAAAUAAUAGCUCCAGCUCUGGUGAAUUUGUAUGGAAAAGGUAUAAUGAACCGCAUGUCGAGCAAGUGCAAAUUCGAAGUUGUUUAAGUAAUAAUGAAGGAGAAAUACUAGAUGCUGAUAUCGAAGAUGAAAUGGAUGCAGAAGAAGAAGGGGAGGAUGAAGAGGAAGAAGGUGGAGAAGAAGGAGGAGAAGAAGAAGAAGAGGAAGAAGAAGAAUUUACACCAUCAGCUUGGAAUGCAACAUUAGCGCCUCAUCGUUCUGCACUAAGAUCUCCAGAUAAAACAUUAAAAUCUAGUGAUCAAAAAAAGAGUGUGUGGUUUAAGAAACAGCGCUAUCACUGUGUAUACGAAUACCCGAAGGAAACACUGGCUACAGAAACUCAAGGAGAACCAACCACUACUUGGGAGCCAACUUCAUAUAGUGAUUGGGAGGAAAUGAUAGACGAACCACGAUUAGAUCUGUAUCCCCUUGAUUAUGAUGAUACCAAUCAUACUGGACACGAAGAGUUUUUUGUGAGCAGUUCAAAUCGUCCGUUUCAAUUUCAAACUAGCGAGAGUAAAUAUGUUAGUCAAUUCUUUCCUGGUGCGUCUACGUCAGUGAUUGAAGAACGAGACGAAAUAGAUGGUGAUGAACAAGGAGUACCACAAAACGGAAUAGACUUGUUAAAUGAUUGUAGUCAAAGUCAACAAUAUCAAUUAGGAGAAUUAAGGCAUACUAGAGAUCGUUUAAAAUUGAAUUUAUCUACAACUGGCUCACCCUUUGUUUCUAAUAAACAAACAAAAGAGGAUAAUGUAGAACAGUUGCAUGAUAAAGAAAACAUGUCAGAAUUCUUGCAAAGUAUAGACUUUACACAGGACCAACAUAUUCUAUCAAACUCCUUGAAUUACAAUACGUUACCAACGGUGCCUCCCAAAGACAUUCAACAAAAAAAGAGUCUUGAUCCGACUUCUUCAAAAAGUGCCCAAUGUGAUAGUCAAGAAAAAAUUGAGCCUAUUGACAAGUGUAGUGUUUUGACUCAGAACUAAUGUGUUUCGAAGACGUUAGUAAAAUGUUAAAAGAAAUAAUUUAGCUGAAGUCCGUCCGAACUAAUUUCGUUGCAAAAGUAUAGUGAUUACUCAACGAUUUCACUAUUAAAUGAAUCUCGAAUUAUUGUACAUAAGAUGUAGCAAAUUUUUAUUGUGGCUGAGAUUCAAUCGAUUGUCUAUAGUAUUAUAUUAAAUUUUUGUUUGUUGUAUAGAAACAUUAACAUAAAUAGAGCUUAAUACUGAUAUAAUUUUUUAUACAAUUAGCUUCAUGUGACGAUAAAGAAACGUAAAUAUUAAUUGAAUCAAAUAGCAGACAAUCGAUUUUUAAAAGCUACAUCAAAACUAACGAAUAAUUUCAUUUCAUAUCUGUAAAUAUUUAUUAAAAGUUGUUCAGUACGUAAUCGUUAUGAAAAAAGUAAAAUUUGUGUAAGUUAAUGUUAUUACUUUCAUUGAUGAUAUAUGAUAAUUAUUCAUAUUGAUUUUUAAUUAUUGUUAUCUUUAAAUACGGUAUCUUUCUUGGUAUUAUAUUAAAAUUAUAUUAGUAAAAAACAGCUCUCUACUCUAAAAGUAUUAUAGUGUCAAUCGAGGGACGGUACUAUAAUUAAGUCUCAACCUUUAGCUAAACGUGUACAGUAACUGAUUCACAAAUAAUUCUUUUUAAAUGUACGUUGUACUGUUAUUUUUACUAGAACUGUGAUGGGCACAAUUUGUGCACUUUUAUUUCAAUUAAUUUGAUGAAUCAAAUUAGUAAAACUGCAGAUGAAGUAGCACAGAAAAUAUGCUGCCGUACUUUCCUGCAUACUAUUUUCCAUACUUUUAAAUAUUUUUGAGCACCUCUCAUAGCUUUUUUAACCAUUUUUAAUAUUUAGAUAAUUUUUUACAGAAGAAUAAUAUUGCGUGAGACAUAAGUGCACAAGAAAAAGUUUGUUUAUUAUGAAUAUGGUAUUAACUAUUAAAUUCACAAUAUGCAAAUAUUUAUUUGAAUAUAAAAAUGAAAACCAACAAAGAUAUGUUAGUAACUGUUAAUUAUUAAUAUUAUACAAUUUUUGGGAAAUAUCUUUCAAAGUUUCCAAUGUUGCUACAACAAAAGUAAAUCAUAAUAUAGCGGCAGAAUAGAUUAGAUUAAUAAAAAAUAUUAAAAAAUACAAAUAAUACCAAUAUACUUGAUAUUUGCACCGAUAUAUAAUUUCAUUAACAUAUGUGAAAUCGAAAACGAACAUGUUAUAACUACUAUUAAUAGCACUGCGAUUAUUAUGCAGUUUUACUACCAUUACAAUUACUAUUACUAUUAUCACUAUUGAUAAUGCUAACUCCAUGCUCAUUAUAAUACAUAGGAUAUUAAUAGAGAACGAUUAAUAUAUUGUUAUACAAAGCAGACAUUGAUUUAAACAGAA